CAAAAAUAUCAAAACGGAGCUGCAAAAGUUGAGAAUGAGGGUUAAGUCAAGUUUGACUAACCUGAAAUCAAAGCUUUCCAGGUCAUGCAACAGAUUCAUCUCCUUCUUACAUUCCCGGAUUCGCAAUGUCAAUAACAAUAACACACAAUCUUCUUCCUCUACUUUGUCGUCUUGCCUCUGUUUUCUCAGUAAAUAUAAGGAGCAGAGGAUGAGCCAGAUCAGACCCAGAAAUUCCCCAUCUAGUUUGAUCGAUGAUCCGAAGCUUAUGCAUUCAAGGCUGAUGUGUCACAAGAAACCGAGGACGAGUCAAAGAGAGAUGUCAAAGGAAGAUGAUGUGAAAGAGGCUUGCAGGAGCUUCGAGAACUAUAUGAUCCAUGUGAUCGUUGAAGAAGGGAAAAUUGAUGACUUGAUGGACAUGGAAGAGCUUCUCUUCUAUUGGAAAAAUCUUAACAGUCCUAUCUUCAUUGAUCUUGUGACUAGAUUCUAUGGAGAGCUCUGCACAGACUUGUUUCCAAGCGACAAUAAUGACGGUUAAACAUCAUCGAUAUGUUUUUUUUUUUUUAAUUCUUGGUUUUCGAGCAAGGGGAAGUGCGGGAAUAACGAUCUUGCAACGAAUAAUGACGAAAACUUGAUUCUUUAUACAAUUUAUUUUGUCAAUGAGCAACAUAAUCAAGGAGAGGAAAGAUAUUGUGAAAAGAUUAAUUAAUGGAUGGCAUAUUUCAC
This is a messenger RNA of Thlaspi arvense, 723 nucleotides long. The record is from the annotation of a GenBank genome assembly. Lineage: Eukaryota; Viridiplantae; Streptophyta; Magnoliopsida; Brassicales; Brassicaceae.